Echinops telfairi (small Madagascar hedgehog) is the source of this 5980-nucleotide messenger RNA. Its product is annotated as zinc finger protein 677. Lineage: Eukaryota; Metazoa; Chordata; Mammalia; Afrosoricida; Tenrecidae. Gene Ontology annotation, biological process: regulation of DNA-templated transcription. The record is from RefSeq and is a predicted model, not a curated record. Bases 426 to 2150 code for a protein of 574 amino acids. The transcript has 4 exons.
UGGGCAUCCUAAGUUAUCUAGAGGUGAUUUCAAGUACAGGAGAAGAUGGUAUGUAGUUUCUAUGUAAAUACUAUGCCAUUUCACCAAAGAGACCUGGGCACCCUCCUAUUUGGGUAAUCCCAGGGGGUCUGAGAAUUAAAUCCCUCCAUAAUUAGUAAGGACUGUUCAUUGUUCAGGCCUUCUCCCCCAGGGAAGCCCCUCCAGUAGAUGGGGUGGGGUGCAUCGUAAAAAAUGUUUAGUCACCUCUGGUGUUCUCCUCUGCAGCCAGCUUUCAGCUCAAAACUCUGGGCGCUUCAUUUCUGAGGUUGAGACCCCUCCCUGGUCCAGGGGAGCUGAGGGCCCUCUGCUGUGAACAGGAAUUGACUUCUCAAGACUGACCUUACCUUCAAAGGAAGCUAAAAGAAGGAGAGAUCAAGGCAUCCAGAAUGGCUGAGUCCCAGGAACUGUUGACAUUCAGGGAUGUGGCCAUAGAAUUCUCUCAGGAGGAGUGGGACUGCCUGGACCCUGCUCAGAGGACUUUGUACAAGGACGUGAUGUUGGAGAACUACAGGAACCUGGUCUCCCUGGAUAUCUCUACUAAUUCUGUGAUCAAGGAAUUACCAUUGAAAAAUGAAAAUAAAGGAGAACUAUAUCAACCUGUGAUAGUGAAAGAACAAGAAAGCCAUGGUAUUGAUGAUUUUUAUUUCAACAAUGUCAGGGAAAACAAGUGUGAACUUGAAAGUCAGUGGACAUUUGACGAACAAAAUUAUGAAGGAGUGCUUAUGACCCAUAACAAAAGCAUAUUUGGUACCAGAGGCCAACAGCUUAACCAAUCCUGGACUAGUUUACCACUAAAUCAGAGUAUCUCUGUAAGCGAAAGUGCAUAUCAGUAUUUCAAACAGUACUCAUUUGUAAAAAAUUUGUUAAAACUGAAACAUAACAUAGACUAUGCAGGAAUAAAAUAUAGGAAACUUUUACAAAAUACAAUUGGAUUCAGCUUUCAGACACAUUUAGCUGAAAUGCAGAGGUUUCAAAUUCAGAAGAAAAUAUAUGAUUGUAAUCAAGUUGAGACAUUUAUCAACAGUGGCUCAUCAGCUUCACCACCUCGCAGCAGUAUUCCAGAUAACAAAGUGAACAUUUUUAGUGAAUAUGACGAAGUGAUUGUGCAUCCUUCAUUGUUUACCCAACAUCAGAAAAUGCUCACUAGAGAAAAACCUUACAAAUGCAACGAAUGUGGGAAGGCUUUUAGCCAAUGCUCAAUUCUCACCAAACAUCAGAGAACGCACUCUGAGGAGAGACCUUACAUAUGCAAUGAAUGUGGCAAAGCCUUUACUGGUCGUUCAAACCUCACUCAACACAAGAGAAUCCACAGUGGAGAGAAACCUUACAAAUGUAAUGAGUGCGGGAAGGAAUUUACCAGACGUUCUUACUUGUGGGGUCACGAGAGAAUUCAUACAGGAGAGAAACCUUACAAAUGUAAUGAUUGUGGUAAAGCCUUUAACCGCCUCUCAAAUCUCACAAGGCAUCAGAGAAUCCAUACUGGAGAGAAGCCGUAUAAAUGUAAUAUAUGUGGAAAGGAUUUCACCAUAAGUUCACACCUUUGGGGACAUGAAAGAAUUCAUACUGGAGAGAAGCCCUUCAAGUGCAAUGACUGUGGCAAAGGUUUUACUGAGCGCUCAAACCUUACUCAACAUCAGAGGAUCCAUACUGGUGAGAAACCUUACAAAUGUAAGGUAUGUGGUAAGAACUUCCCCACACGUUCACACCUUUGGGGUCAUGAGAGAAUUCAUACUGGAGAGAAGCCUUAUAAAUGUAACGAAUGUGGGAAAGCCUUUACCGGGAGUUCAAAUCUUACUCAACACAAGAGAAUCCAUACAGGAGAGAAACCAUAUAAAUGUAAUAUAUGUGGCAGGGCCUUUAGUCAGAAUUCAAGCCUUAAUAUUCAUCAAAGAAUCCACACUGGGGAGAGACCUUACAAAUGUAAUGAAUGUGGCAAAGCCUUUAAGCAGUACUCAAGCCUCACUCGGCAUCAGAAUAUACAUCCUGGAGAGAAACAAUACAAAUGCCAUGUGUGUGAGAAGGCUUUUCUCAAGCGGUCCCACCUUUGGGAACACGAGAGAAUGCAUAUUGGAGAGAAGCCAUAUGCAUGUUUUGAAUGGCAAGGCCUUUAGGCCAUGGUGUGGCUUCCGGAUCCACCAGAGUCCACAAUGGAGAGAGACCUCACACAAGUGCAGCGAACGUGGCAUAUUGUUUAACCAACUCCACCACGGACCAAACAUCAGAACAUCCAUUCUUAAGUGAACUCAAUCUGUCGUUCCACUUGAAAAUUAACUUCACUUGUGCAAGCUCCUGAGUAAGUGCAGGUCAAAGUCAUUGACAAGCCGUGCAUUGUUGAGUGUCACCUGAGCAAGAGGGUCUGCUGGCAAGUCCCAUUCGGUUGAGUUUAUCAUCUACUUGUAUCUGAGGUUUCUUUGGAAGCUUAUACACUAUUGCUGUCAAUCAGCCAGAGGCGUGGAAGAUGAUUGACGUUAGGCCUUCUUCACAAACAUCGCAAGGGCCCUCGUGAAGUCCGCCAGAAAGGGACCAGCAUGCUGAAAGUGAGCCUGCUUCCCGUAGAGGUCAUUCCUACAGUAUGGCGUAGCGGAAAGACACUGGCGUAGGGGAAGGGGACCGAUGUAAAACUAUGACCCUGAGUCAUUAUAUUUAAUACGUGCAACCUUCCUUUCUACCAGUGUGAUGUAUGGCAGAGGGCCACCAGGUGUUAUCGGAAAGGAGUGCGGAUCAGCCAGCCGUAAAACCGAAGGGAAAGGGGAGAACAUGGAGAGCAUCUUAGUGAAGUGUUUUCCUGAUUAGUAGGGACUGCUAGGGGACACUGAAAAGUUUGUGGCAAAAUGCAGUAGAAAGGCCAUGGAAUUUUCCCACGGACGUUUGAAAAGCCUUCCAAUGGUAGAAUGAUAGAGGUAAACGAUAGUUUCUCCUUUGAAAGUAAAUAGCUGUUGAGUAGUGAAAAUUCAUGUAAAAAAAAUUACGAUCGGAGACCAAGCAGAGUAGCGGGUUGCAAAGUUUGAACCCACCAGCUACUCCGCAGGCGUAAAACGAGACUUUCUAGUGCUGGAAAGAUCACAGCUGGGAAGUCCGCAGGGCCAGUUCUUCAGAAGGGCACUCUGAACCGAGAUCAACCUGAUGGCAGGGCGUUUGGGUUUUUGUUUGUAAUCUGCAGAAGUUAUCAGAAGGGAUCAGUAAGCAAAAGAAUGAGACGAUAGUGCAUAGAUAGGGUUACAGUUAGCCUUAUGGAUUUUGCUCCCUUUUAUUUAGAAUCUAUCAAGAGUUCACUUGAAUUCCAUAAUUUUUCACAAUCCGAGUUGUUUCCUUCUGUUAAAUGUAUCCCGUAUCGCUGAGGUACUGAAUAACAAACAAGCGUGUUAUACUCUCAAGGAAGAAUGGCAUCUGUGGUCCUUUCUUCCCACAGCGAAAUCAAACAAUAUGCAAUUUGGGGCUUGCCGAUACCAAAUGAUGUGUACCCGAGUUACUGUCACCACACUCUAGCUCUUGAGCAUCUAUAUGGGUAGUAAAAAAAUUUGCCAUUUCAGAUUCAAUUUCCCUGACCGCUACAUCACUCUUCAUGAAUAUGACCAUACCAUUAUAUUUUCACCAGGCCCUUUUUUGAUGUGUGGUAAAAAUAUGUCAAAACAUUAACCAGCACAACUUCCACCAUGACAGUUUAUGGCUUUGAUUACGUUUUCACGUUGUGCCACUAUUACUUCUGUACUCUCCCAAACUCUACCACUACCAUUAAUAUAAACUCUGUCCCCCAAACUAUUGCUCUGCCUUUCUUGUGCCCCGGUUAGCAAUAAUCUUGGGUAUCUAUAUAUUUACUCACUUUACAUAAGUCAGGUCAAACUGUGUAUGCCCUGUUGUGACACAGCAGAUUUUUAGCAUCUGUCCAUGUUCUGACAGAAGUUAGAUGUGUGAUAUUCCGUUAUAUGUGUAUCACAUUGUCUUUAUCCAUUUAUCUGUUGGUGGAAUUGGCUGUUUCCACCUUUGGGCUUCUGUGAAAAGUGCUUCCAGGCACACUGGUGUAUAGCUUUGUGUUCCUGUUAUCAUGUCUUCUUAUUAUAUGCUUAGGAAUGGAAUUGCUGGAUCGUGUGGUAGUUUUAUGUUCAACCUUCUGAGAAACCACCAAACUGAUUUCUACUCUAGCUACUAUGUUUUAUUCCUGCUAGUAGUGCAUGAUGGUGAAAGUUUUUCCACAACUUCCCACCUGGAAACAUUUGUAAUCUAUACAAGGAUCAACAAACUAAAGAGUCACGAGUCAUCUUGUCUGUGGUACAUUUUUGUAUAACCUGUCAGAUAAGUGAUUUUUAAAUGUAUAAAAUUACAGAUGGAGAUAUAUAUACAUAUUACACACACAGUAACUGCCACAGAAGACCCGUAUGGGUCACAAUGAUGCAGUAUAUUAUCGUAUGUGUAUAUAGGCUUCAAAAAGUUUGUGGGGAAAAAAUGAGUUAAAAGAUAAUAAAAUUUUUCCAUGAGCUUUAUGUUGCCCCCUUGUAUGAUUUUACUUACAUGAAAAACAAGAAUAGGCAAAUGUAUAGACCAAAAUUUAUUGGUAUUAGCCACAGGACAGAUGGAGAAGGAAAGUCAUUGCGUAAGAAACAGGGAGUUUAUGAUGAUGGGAAAUUGGGUCAUGAUUAUGGGUAAUGAUUGCAGAUUAAUGUAAUUGAUGUCACUAAAUUCUACACCUAAAAAUGUUCACUUGGAAAAUAUUGAAUAUAUUUUUACAACAAAAGUAUAUAAAAUACUAUUGCCAAAAAUAUAUAUAUACUAUUGCCUAUUUAAGAGUAAUGAUACAAUAUUGUCAUAAUUGACAUUCUCAAAAUUAUUGUGACAUUUAGAAAAAGUAUUAAGAAGACAAUAUGUAAAAUGGAAUCUGAAAUGUCAAGAAACUUGUGAUUUGAUUACAUUUGAGAAGUGAGUAUGAGCCUGGAAAUAUUCGAGCAAUUCAAAACUAGAGAAAAUAUUACCAUAUGUAAUGGAGCUUGACUGAACCCUUGUUGUUUUUUUCCAACCACCUAAAACCCUCAAUUUUGAAAAUAUUUUUUCUUUAAAUAAUUUCUCCUUCAAAGAGAAACUAGUUAUUAGUUGCCAUUGUUUUGGCUCUGGCUCACGGCAGCCCUAUGUAGAUUAGAAUAAAAUGUUGCCUUCUUAGACAUCUCACACCAAUGAGAAAUAUUUUUGAUAGAGACAACAGCUGUCACCAUUAAACUCAUGUGUUGAGAUUCAACAAAGGAACACAAUUUAAUCCUCAGAUAAUGUUCCUACAUAGGAUCGAAAAAUUUGAAUGACUCCAUUAGACUUGUAUAUGUGUGAGGUUUUUUAAAAAACCAUGAAUUCUGACAUUUUUUUCAGUUUUGUAUAGAUUUAAUGCCAAAUUUACUUGUGCAUGAUAAAAUAUCUUAAGAUUCAGGUGGACAGUCAGGACCAUUAGCCAGCCACACACAAGUCCUUCAGCACCUUGUCUUGAUUCACUCGCUCAGUCUCCUCUCUCAGUGGCAAAACAGACAAGUCCGUCUUGGAAGAAGUACGGCCAGAAUGCUCUUUGGAAGCAAGGAUGGUGAGACUUCCUGUCACAUACUUGGAGCUUCUCAGGAGGGACCGUGCCCUGGGAAAAGGACCUCAUGCUCGGUGGCGGGCCAGUGAAAAUAGAAGACCCGCAAUGAAAUGAACGGACACGAGAGCUGCCAAGUGGGCUCAGACCUAGCUAACAGUUGUGAAGAUGGCACAGGACCAGUUUCAUUCUGGAAACAGUGUCAUUCUGAGCCAACCUGUCUGAAGGCACUGAACAUCAACAUUCAACAUAUAGCAACCAGCCAGGCACCAACGAUUCAUGUUACAAACGUGUCCAUUCUUUACGCUUAUCGAUUGUUUUGUAACACGUAUGUAGAAUAUUUUGUUAUUCUCUGAAGUUUUAUUAAAUUUUUCUUGAUUUUUCCUAGUGCAA